Molecule: messenger RNA, 745 nt
Organism: Myxocyprinus asiaticus (Chinese sucker)
Lineage: Eukaryota; Metazoa; Chordata; Actinopteri; Cypriniformes; Catostomidae
Product: cysteine-rich PDZ-binding protein-like
Exons: 5
Coding region: 122-427 (101 amino acids)
Biological process (GO): cytoplasmic microtubule organization
Cellular component (GO): dendrite
Molecular function (GO): PDZ domain binding; microtubule binding
Source: RefSeq, a predicted model, not a curated record
CUCUUCAUAUUACGUCACAAAGAAGAGUAAAAUUGUUUCUAGCUUCAUUAUUUUGUUUUAUUUGUUUUGCAUCUGAGAACUGCUCUGACGUGUGAGCUACGAUUUUCUGACACAUUUGAAGAUGGUUUGCGAAAAGUGCGAGAAGAAACUGGGACGGGUCAUCACUCCUGAUACCUGGAAAGAUGGUGCUAGAAACACGACAGAGAGUGGUGGGCGAAAGCUAAAUGAAAAUAAAAUGCUGACAUCCAAAAAAGCUAGGUUUGAUCCUUAUGGAAAGACUGGUUUUGCCAUUUGCAGAAUAUGCAAAAGUUCUGUCCAUCAGUCUGGUUCACACUAUUGCCAGGGAUGUGCAUACAAGAAAGGAAUUUGUGCCAUGUGCGGGAUAAAGGUUAUUGAUACCAAGAACUACAAACAGACCUCAGUUUGAUUCAUUCUGUGUUCUUGGAGACAUCUUGUAUUUGGUUGCGAUAGGGGUGUUUGUGGAUGAUUGUGUUAGUUUUUAGUGCAGAGGUGGCAAUGGAACAAUUUGCAGUGUUUUGUGACACAGAAAGUGAUGAGAAAGUGGUGCACUGGUUCAUAACUGUUAUUUAUAAAGGGCAUAUGUUAUUGGUAUUCCUCUCUCACUUAAACAUAGAGCAAUAUUUUGGCUUGUACUGUUUGGACAAAUUAGAAGUAAAUCUGUUUAAAAAAAAAAAAAUCUUAAAUGUGCUCAGUUUGGCUUCUUUUUUUUUUUUUUUUUGGCAAA